This is a messenger RNA of Fukomys damarensis (Damara mole-rat), 1104 nucleotides long. It is a transcript of the gene Lsm1, whose product is annotated as LSM1 homolog, mRNA degradation associated. Gene Ontology annotation, molecular function: RNA cap binding. The record is from RefSeq and is a predicted model, not a curated record. Gene Ontology annotation, biological process: deadenylation-dependent decapping of nuclear-transcribed mRNA. The transcript is spliced from 4 exons. The coding region runs from base 398 to 799 and encodes 133 amino acids. NCBI's taxonomy places the organism in Eukaryota, Metazoa, Chordata, Mammalia, Rodentia, Bathyergidae. Gene Ontology annotation, cellular component: Lsm1-7-Pat1 complex; P-body.
AGCCGGGAGAGUAGACACACAGCCACUCGGGUCUGCAGGGCUUCCUAGGAGGACCGUGAGAGCUAGGCACUGUGCUCCUUAGACUGGAAGAUAAAUUUUCCGGCUGUCUGUUCAAUCUACGGCCCUUCUCCCUGCUUACCAGGGAUGGUAGCACUGCGCACCCGGAUGCACGACUGCCCUCCUCUUCCGGGGGACGGGCACGCGGUACCGGAAGUAGGUGGGGGAAUAUGAAAGCGCUUCUGGCAGGCUCGGGCCGCGGCGCGCCGGGACAAACUUGCUGGCCCAGGUCGGGAUUCCGGUCCCGGUCCCGCCGAGGCGGCGACUACGGUGGCAGGAAGGAGGUGUCAGACGCGCUGGCCCACCUCCGCUAUCCCCUGCUGCCCAGUCAAAGUUCAAAAUGAACUAUAUGCCCGGCACCGCCAGCCUCAUCGAGGACAUCGACAAAAAACAUUUGGUCCUGCUUCGAGAUGGAAGGACACUUAUAGGCUUCUUAAGAAGCAUUGAUCAAUUUGCUAACUUAGUUCUACAUCAGACUGUGGAGCGUAUUCAUGUGGGCAAAAAAUACGGUGACAUUCCUCGAGGGAUUUUUGUGGUCAGAGGAGAAAAUGUGGUCCUACUAGGAGAAAUAGACUUGGAGAAGGAGAGCGACACACCCCUCCAGCAAGUGUCCAUCGAGGAGAUCCUAGAAGAGCAGAGAGUGGAGCAGCAGACCAAGCUGGAAGCAGAGAAGCUGAAAGUCCAAGCCUUGAAGGAUCGGGGUCUCUCCAUUCCUCGAGCAGAUACUCUUGAUGAAUAUUAGGGCUUGGAGAGUUAGGGCUGUCCCUGAAAGAAGGUAACACCCUGGUCACUUCCACACUGGCCAGGGAAUUUGUUUGAUCACUUUUACUUUUAAUGCUUUCACGUAUGCAACAUGAAGAUAUCAUAUGGGAUUCUGUUUUGUGGUUUGAAAUGGCACAGUCAUCGUUCAGAGGAACAGUGGUAUGACCUCCAUGCACAGAUCCCUGUGGAGCCAGCACCUGCGUCUUCGUAUUGUUUUUCUUAUUCCCAGUUAGAAGUUACAAGGGCAUUCUUCAUUUUCUUGUAAAUAAAAAUUGAAGCUCAAAA